This is a messenger RNA of Hibiscus syriacus, 4736 nucleotides long. RefSeq names its product protein TIC236, chloroplastic-like. Gene Ontology annotation, biological process: protein secretion. Lineage: Eukaryota; Viridiplantae; Streptophyta; Magnoliopsida; Malvales; Malvaceae. Gene Ontology annotation, cellular component: plasma membrane. The record is from RefSeq and is a predicted model, not a curated record.
AAUAGAUGGCUUAUGUUAGUUCUAUGUUUUAAAAUGUUUGAUAUUGUUUGUAGAGAGAUGGAGAAUGCUUCUGGAUAUGUGAAGUUCCAAAAUCAUUAUGGCCUUGUGCAUGUACAACUCUGUGGCAAUUGUAAAACUUGGAGAUCAGAUUUGGUGUCUGAAGAUGGUGGCUGGUUGUCUACUGAUGUUUUUGUUGAUAAAUUAGAUCAAAAGUGGCAUGCAAAUUUAAAUAUUUCCAACCUCUUUGUUCCGCUUUUUGAAAGGAUUUUAGAAAUUCCAGUCACAUGGCUUAAAGGAAGAGCCAGUGGCGAGGUUCACUUGUGCAUGUCAAGAGGGGACACAUUUCCUAAUUUUCAUGGACAGAUUGAUGUGACAGGGUUGGCCUUUCAGAUAUACGAUGCUCCAUCAUUUUUUUCUGAUAUUUGAGCAAGUUUAUGUUUCCGGGGUCAGAGAAUAUUCCUUCAUAAUACAAGUGGCUGGUUUGGUAAUGUUCCUUUAGAAGCUUCUGGAGAUUUUGGCAUCCACCCUGAGGAAGGAGAAUUCCAUCUAAUGUGUCAGGUUCCAUGUGUGGAAGUAAAUGCCCUGAUGAAAACCUUCAAAAUGAAGCCUUUGUUGUUUCCAUUGGCUGGUUUUGUGACGGCGGUGUUCAACUGUCAAGGUCCACUGGAUGCCCCUAUUUUUGUAGGGAGUGGAAUGGUGUCUAGAAAGAUAUCAUACUCCGUUUCUGAUGUCCCUUCAUCAUCUGCCUCUGAAGCAAUGUAAAAUAAGGAGGCUGGUGCAGUGGCAGCGUUUGACCAUGUUCCAUUUUCAUAUCUGUCUGCCAAUUUUACCUUUAAUACUGACAAUUGUGUUGCUGACUUGUAUGGAAUUCGAGCUAGUCUAGUGGAUGGUGGGGAAAUUCGAGGGGCAGGAAAUGCAUGGAUUUGUCCCGAGGGUGAGGAAGAUGAUACAGCAAUGGAUGUAAAUUUCUCAGGAAAUUCCUUCGACAAGAUUAUGCAGCGAUAUAUACCAGGUUAUCUUCAUCUUAUGCCACUCAAGUUAGGGGAUUUAAGCGGGGAGACACUUUCUGGAUCACUUUUGAAACCGAGGUUUGAUAUCAAGUGGACUGCACCGAAAGCUGAAGGGUCAUUUAGUGAUGCUCGAGGAGAUAUAAUGAUUGCACCCGAUUGUAUCACUGUUAAUUCUUCAUCUGCUGCUUUUGAUUUGUUUACGAAAGUUCAAACUUCAUACAUGGAGGAACUGGCUAAACAAAAGGAGUUCAGUGAGAAUAUCACUGUGCCAUUUACUGUUGAAGGAGUUGAGUUGGACUUACGUAUGUGUGGUUUUGAGUUUUUCAACCUGGUAUCCUCCUAUACUUUUGAUUCUCCAAGGCCUACGCAUUUGAAAGCAACAGGAAAAAUAAAAUUUCAUGGAAAGGUUCUGAAGCCUUCUAUUACGAGUGAUGAAAAUAUUGGUUCCAAGGCUGAGGGGCAAUCGGAGAAAAUAAAGGAUAAUAUGAGUAAAAAGAGUCUUGUUGGUGACUUGUCUGUCUCAGGUCUCAGACUGAAUCAGUUAAUGUUGGCACCUCAGUUGGGCGGGCAAUUGAGCAUCUCUCAAGACUCUGUAAAGUUAGAUGCCAUAGGAAGGCCAGAUGAAAGUCUUGCAGUUGAGGUUGUGCGGCCCUUACAACCUGGUUCUGAGGAAUAUUUGCAAAAUGGAAAAUUAUUCUCCUUUUCUCUUCAGAAGGGGCAACUGAAAGCCAAUGUUUGUUUACGUCCACUGCAUUCAGCUACUUUUGAGAUACGCCACUUGCCACUUGAUGAAUUUGAGCUUGCUUCACUUCGUGGAACAAUACAGCGUGCUGAAAUCCAGCUUAAUUUCCAGAAAAGAAGAGGUCAUGGUGUUCUAUCCGUACUUCGGCCUAAAUUUAGUGGUGUGCUUGGUGAAGCCCUAGAUGUGGCUGCUAGAUGGAGCGGUGAUGUUAUCACGCUUGAGAAAACUGUUUUAAAGCAAAUUAGUAGCUGUUAUGAGCUUCAAGGUGAAUACGUGUUGCCUGGAAGCCGGGAUAGAAACUUCUCUGAAUUGGGAAUGGAUGGCUUGUUAAGAAGAGCAAUGACGGGGCAUCUUGGUAGUGUGAUAUCUUCUAUGGGAAGGUGGAGAAUGAGACUUGAAGUUCCUAGAGCUGAAGUUGCUGAGAUGCUUCCCCUUGCAAGACUCUUGUCUCGAAGUAUAGAUCCUGCUGUCCUUUCUAGAUCAAAGGAUCUUUUCAUUCAAAGUUUGCCAUCAGUGGGAGUGUAUACUGAGGGUCUUCAGGACUUGCUUGAGGUUAUUCGGGGUCAUUGUACUGCAUCAAAUGAAGUUGUCCUUGAAGACUUAAGUCUCCCAGGUUUAGCUGAACUUAAAGGCCAUUGGCAUUGUUCUCUUGAUGCAAGUGGUGGAGGCAACGGAGAUACAAUGGCAGAAUUUGACUUUCACGGGGAGGAUUGGGAUUGGGGAAGCUAUAACACUCAACAUGUUGAGGCGGUGGGUGCAUACAGUAAUGAUGAUGGCUUGCGUCUUGAAAAAUUUUUUAUCCAAAAGGAUAAUGCAACAGUCCAUGCUGAUGGAACUUUGUUGGGGCCAAAAACCAAUCUUCAUUUUUCUGUUCUAAAUUUUCCUGUUAGUCUAGUUCCUACCCUGGUACAGAUUAUUGAAUCAUCUGCCACUGAAGCUGUUCAUUCUUUGCGACAAUUGCUGGCCCCAAUUAAGGGUAUAUUAUACACAGAAGGAGACCUCAGAGGAAGUCUUGCAAAACCAGAAUGUGAUGUACAAGUAAGGCUCUUGGAUGGUUCCAUUGGGGGCAUUGAUCUUGGUCGAGCUGAAGUUGUUGCUUCCCUGACCUCAAGCAGCCGUUUUCUGUUCAAUGCCAAAUUUGAACCAAGCAUCCGCACCCAAAAUGGCCAUGUACACAUACAGGGAAGUAUUCCUGUUACGUUUGUCCAAUAUAGUGUGUCUGAUGAAGAAAUAGGAACAGAAACAGAAAAAAACGGGACAUCUUUUGUCCCUGGUUGGGUGAAAGAAAGGAGCAAGGAGUUAACUGAUAAAACAAGUGAGAAGAAGACCUUCCGAGAUAGAACAGAAGAAGGUUGGAACGCUCAGUUAGCUGAAAGUCUUAAAGGUUUAAAUUGGAACAUCCUAGAUGCAGGAGAAGUUAGAAUUGAUGCUGAUAUAAAGGAUGGGGGCAUGAUGUUGACAGCAUUAUUUCCAUAUGCAGACUGGCUUAAUGGCAAUGCUGAUAUCAUGCUUCAGGUUAGAGGCACUGUUGAACAACCUGUGCUUGAUGGAUCUGCAUCAUUCCACAGGGCAUCUAUAUCUUCGCCAGUACUCAAGCAACCACUUACAAACAUUGGUGGUACCGUACGUGUGAAGUCAAAUAAGUUAUGCAUUGCUUUAUUGGAGAGCAGGGUAAGCAGAAGAGGGAAGCUGUUUCUAAAAGGGAAUUUACCCCUUAGAACAAGUGAAGCAUCCCUGGGUGAUAAAAUUGACUUGAAAUGUGAAGGUCUUGAAGUACGGGCAAAGAACAUUCUGAGUGGCCAGGUUGACACUCAGUUGCAGAUAAUUGGUUCCAUACUGCAGCCAAACAUAUCAGGGAAUAUUAAAUUGAGCCAUGGGGAGGCAUAUUUACCGCAUGAUAAGGGUGGUGGAGCUGCACCUUUCAAUAGGUUGGCAUCAAAUCAAUCCAGGCUUCUAGAUGCCGGUGUCAACAAAGCAGUUGCUUCUAGAUAUGUCUCACGGUUUUUCGGUUCUGAACCUGCUUCUUCAAGGACCAAACACCCACAACCAUCUGUUAAAUCAGCUGAAGUUGAGAAGGAGAUGGAGCUAGUGAACAUUAAACCAAGUGUAGAUGUAAGCCUUAGUGAUUUAAAGCUUGUUUUAGGACCAGAAUUGAGGAUAGUUUAUCCUUUGAUUCUUAACUUUUCUGUUAGUGGGGAACUCGAGUUGAAUGGCUUGGCUCAUCCAAAGCGGAUAAAACCAAAGGGCAUUUUAACAUUUGAGAAUGGUGAUGUGAAUCUUGUUGCAACUCAAGUCAGGCUUAAGCGGGAACAUCUAAACAUAGCAAAAUUUGAACCAGAGCAUGGUCUAGAUCCAAUGCUAGAUUUAGCUUUGGUCGGAUCAGAAUGGCAAUUCAGGAUACAAGGUCGAGCCAGCAAUUGGCAGGACAAGUUGGUUGUAACCUCAAUACGUUCUGUGGAGCAGGAUGUUCUCUCACCCACUGAGGCUGCUAGAGUUUUUGAGAGUCAAUUGGCCGAGUCCAUAUUGGAAGGUGAUGGUCAACUUGCAUUUAAAAAGCUUGCGACUGCAACACUCGAAACACUGAUGCCUAGAAUAGAAGGGAAGGGAGAGUUUGGUCAGGCCAGGUGGAGGCUUGUGUAUGCCCCACAAAUCCCCAGUUUGCUCUCUGUUGAUCCAACAGCUGAUCCUCUCAAAUCUUUGGCCAGUAACAUAUCCUUUGGAACAGAAGUUGAAGUUCAGCUUGGAAAACGUCUGCAGGCCUCUAUAGUUAGGCAGCUGAAAGACUCGGAGAUGGCUAUGCAAUGGACCUUGAUAUACAAACUUACAAGUCGUCUGCGAGUUCUGCUACAAUCUGCCCCUUCCAAACGCCUUCUUUUCGAGUAUUCUGCUUCCUCUCAAGACUAACUUGCUAUCAGGCUUCUUUUUUUCUAUAGGCCAAACUUCCAUGGUGAAGCCCAUCUUUCAUGUAAAACAAAGGGUAAUAG